Messenger RNA from Lobosporangium transversale, 955 nucleotides. RefSeq lists its product as hypothetical. Gene Ontology annotation, cellular component: cytoplasm. NCBI's taxonomy places the organism in Eukaryota, Fungi, Mortierellomycota, Mortierellomycetes, Mortierellales, Mortierellaceae. The transcript has 3 exons. The record is from RefSeq and is a predicted model, not a curated record. Bases 35 to 610 code for a protein of 191 amino acids. Gene Ontology annotation, biological process: import into nucleus.
AAAAAAAAAAAAGAUCCAACUGAAACUUUUGCUCAUGACUAUCUCAAAGAACUCGGCUCUUAUCUUUGGCGGCACUGGUGCGGUGGGGAAAUGUCUUGUCCGUGAUGCUCUUGCCUCCAAGGCUUUCACUCAUGUCCUCACCCUUGGCCGCCGCCCCGUCAAAACAGACGACGGUAGUUUUACAAAUACAGAAGUGAUUGAGCAAAAAGUCGUUGAUUUUGAGAACAUCACCGAGACAUUCCCACAAUCGGACUUGCCUCAGGUAGUGUUUUGUACUUUGGGAACUACACGAGCAGCCGCAGGAGGAGCCGAGGGUUUCAAGAAGAUUGAUCAACAAUACGUACUGGACUCGGCCCGUUAUGUUCAUUACCUCUAUUGUUCUUCUGCAAAUGCGAGUGAGAAAUCAUUCUUCUUGUAUCCCAAGACUAAAGGUGAAACCGAGAAUGCAUUGGCCGCGAUUGGCUUUGAGCGAGUGAGUAUUUUCCAACCUGGGUUCCUCAAGCCUGUUGAACCUCGUGAAUCUGGUAACCGGUUCGCAGAAAUGGCAUGGAUUUGUGGCGAGAAGAAAGCAAGUGUCGGUGUAGAUAAGGUGGCGAAGAGCAUGCGCUAGUCGGACCUCAGAUACGGUGGAAGUGGUGGGCGUGACACCAAGCAGGGUUGAAGUUCAUCCAAAAUCCAAGACACAGGUGGCUUUUUACAGCAAUGCUGAUAUUCACGACAUAGUCAACAACGCGUCAAAGUUGUAAAUUGCAGAUGAAAAGAAACCUACGGAUUGAUCUUAAUCUCUGAAGUAGCAUUUAUCCGACUUGUGCUAGCACUCCUAUUUUGUGUAUGCCACCACUUCUUCAUUAACUAAGAAAAUAAAAGUAUGAAAUAUAGUUAGUCUUAAUAAUUCAUGGACUGAUUGGUUGGAAUCGAAAUGAUAGGACAAGUAUGCAGUGUAAUAAAGAUUGAU